Stegastes partitus (bicolor damselfish) is the source of this 2086-nucleotide messenger RNA. RefSeq names its product serine protease HTRA1A-like. The transcript is spliced from 9 exons. Gene Ontology annotation, cellular component: extracellular region. The record is from RefSeq and is a predicted model, not a curated record. Bases 139 to 1566 code for a protein of 475 amino acids. Gene Ontology annotation, molecular function: protein binding; serine-type endopeptidase activity. Gene Ontology annotation, biological process: positive regulation of apoptotic process; proteolysis; programmed cell death. NCBI's taxonomy places the organism in Eukaryota, Metazoa, Chordata, Actinopteri, Pomacentridae.
CUCUCCAGCUGGAAUGACUCCCCCCCUCUCCACUCAGCUCUCUCUCAUCCCAUAACACUGCAAGCAGAGAGGCGAGCUUCUGCAACUCCUUUUAAACUUUCUCUUUGACUCUUUAGAAACUUAGUUCUCGUUGGAACCAUGCUUUGGCCGCUGUGCGUAAUCGUCGCCUUUGCGUCCUGGCCGGCUGAUGCGCAAAUAUCCAGCCGGUACGCCAUCGGAUGUCCCGCUCGGUGUGACAAGUCGAUGUGUCCCCGGCUUCCAACGGACUGCCAGGCGGGACAGACCCUCGACGCCUGCCACUGCUGCCCGGUGUGCGCCUCCGGUGAGGGCGAAGCGUGCGGCGGCAGCGGGAAGCUCGGGGACCCGGUGUGCGGAGAGGGGCUGGAGUGCUCGGUCUCCGGCGGGGUGGCGUACACUGUUACGGUGAGGAGGAGAAGCAAGAGCGGGAUCUGCGUGUGCAAAGCCACCGACCCGGUGUGCGGAAGCGAUGGGGUGUCCUACCGGAAUAUCUGCGAGCUGAAGAGGGUGAGCCGCCGGGCGCAGAAGCUGCAGCAGCCACCUGUUCUGUUCAUUCAGCGGGGAGCCUGCGGGAAAGCUCAGGACAACCCAGACAGCCCGAGGCACAAAUACAACUUCAUCGCCGACGUGGUGGAGAGAAUUGCUCCGUCUGUGGUUCACAUUGAACUUUACCGCAAGAUGACCUAUUCCAAGCGUGAGGUGGCAGUGGCCAGUGGUUCUGGUUUUGUUGUGUCAGAAGACGGCCAGAUUGUGACCAAUGCCCACGUGGUGGCCAAUAAACACAGAGUGAAAGUGGAGCUGAAGAGCGGCGCCUCCUACGAUGCCAAAAUCAAAGACGUGGACGAGAAAUCCGACAUCGCCCUCAUCAAGAUCGAGGCACCGACCAAGCUGCCGGUCCUGUUGCUGGGCCGAUCGUCAGACCUGAGACCAGGGGAGUUUGUCGUGGCUAUCGGCAGCCCGUUUUCCCUCCAGAACACGGUCACUACAGGGAUCGUCAGCACCACCCAGCGAGGGGGCAGAGAGCUCGGCCUCCGCAACUCCGACAUGGACUACAUCCAGACUGACGCCAUCAUCAAUUAUGGCAACUCCGGAGGACCUCUGGUAAAUCUGGACGGAGAAGUGAUCGGGAUCAACACCCUGAAAGUGACGGCCGGCAUCUCCUUCGCAAUCCCCUCAGACAAGAUUCGACAGUUCCUGGCCGAGUCAUACGACAGGCAGUCCAGAGGGAGAACAGACACUAAGAAGAAGUAUAUCGGUGUGAGGAUGAUGACUCUCACUCCAGCCUUGGCCAAAGAGCUGAAGACUCGCCACCGUGACUUCCCUGACAUCACCUCUGGAGCUUAUGUUAUGGAGGUCAUCGCGAAGACACCAGCUGCAACCGGUGGACUCAAAGAGCACGACGUCAUCAUCUCAAUCAACGGCCAGAGGAUUUCAACAGCAACCGACGUCAGCGCCGCCAUCAAGAAAGACAGCACCUUGCGAGUCGUCGUCCGCCGUGGCAACGAGGACGCCAUCCUCACCGUUGUUCCCAUGGAGAUUGACCCUUGACCCUCCAUAAAUCACCCCACAGGAGCUGGAGCUAGGUUUUUACUUAUCACCAGUGGACCUUAUAUCAGAGGGGAGGGGGGUUCCUACUGACACACCCUCUUCCCUGUGGCCCAAAAGGCCAGUGGCACCACACAUCCAGGAAAAUUCUGGCUUUGCCUUGAAAGGAACGACUGUACAGAUGCUCCAAAAGCGGCGCUGUACUUUGUUUUCCGUGUGUGUCUUCACUUUUAGUCUGUAAUGCUUUGAUCAAUGCUACUACUGUUCGGUCACAAACGUAAAAAAGUUGGCGUAGUGUUUUCAUCCGCUUUCUCGUCUUAUGUCUAUUUUUUUUUUAACAUGGACUUUUGCUCAGUCAGGCCCUUCCACUGCAAUUUUAUGCAAUUUAGAGACUCACUGAGCAAAUCUGAUUUGUAUAAUUGUUGUUCCUAAACUCCUUUUAAAAGUACUGUAGAUUGUUUUUGUUGAUUAUGUGAUGUAAACUGAAAAGAAAAUAAAGGGUUUACCUUCAUUUGUCACUCAG